AUAAUAAGACUACGAAAUGAAAUUGAUAGAUAUUUCAUCAGCAAUCACCCAGAAAAGACCUCAUGGCAGCCUUUAUGAAAUUGGCAGUUCUUCUUGGAGUACUUGUCUCCCCAGCCUCUCCCACGGAAACUCCAACUCCUCCAGGUAACCAAAACCUAGACCUUGUCGGUGCCAUUGAAGAGAUGCAAAGAGCCAACUACUUCACCUUUGUCACACUCAUCAACAUGGCUUCUCUGGGCAGAAAAAUUCAAGAGAAUGUUACUUUCUUGAUGCCUAAUGACAGGAUGCUAUCAAGGACUGUGAUGCCACAAGGCAAUGUCUUUGAGUUCUUGCUCCACCAUUCCAUCCCAUCUCCCUUGUUUUUCGAGUACUUAGAGCGUAUCCCAACAGGCUCUAUCAUACCUAGUUCAUUCCCAGGUUACAUGCUCAGAAUCAUCAACAAUGGCAGGAGAAACUUCUCCAUCAACAAUGUGAAGAUCAUUAGCCCCAAUAUUUGCACGGAGGGGUCUUCAAUCCGGUGCCAUGGCAUUGAUGGUGUUCUGCUGCCAACAAAGAUGCAAGAGAACGACACAACUACUUCUCCAAUCCCUUCUUGCUCUAGCAGCUCACCUCCUGCUGCAGUGGGUAGACCUCCAGCUCCAUCAUUUCCAUCACCAACAAUUCCACUUGGUGUACUUAAUCCUACUACAGCAAGUGCCCCAAGACCUUCCCAACCAAAUGCCAGUCCACAAAGAUCAGGGCCUUCCCCAUGGUUCUCUUAUGGGGGAAUGUUGAAAUUCCUAGUUUCCUGUAUGAUGGUGUUGAUAGUGGGGUCUAUCUAGUUAGUGUAAUAUAGCUUGAAAACCAGUGCAAGUGUUAUGUGAGCCCGGGGUGUUUGUAAAUGGGCAAACUGGUUGUAUAAUUUUCAUGAUGGGUCCUUGUUUUCCCAGGCCUGAACUGUGAAGUCAUUGCUGGAAAAAGGUCCAUAUAUGUACUAGUCCUUACAAGUUACGAGUAUUGUUUUGCCAUUUUGGUCCCCCUCCUUCCAGAUUCUUAUUCCAGCACAGAUUUUGUACUUGAGAAUAAAAAUAAGAAUAUUAUUCAUAAUCA
This is a messenger RNA of Carya illinoinensis, 1089 nucleotides long. Its product is annotated as FAS1 domain-containing protein SELMODRAFT_448915-like. The coding region runs from base 63 to 821 and encodes 252 amino acids. The transcript has a single exon. Lineage: Eukaryota; Viridiplantae; Streptophyta; Magnoliopsida; Fagales; Juglandaceae. The record is from RefSeq and is a predicted model, not a curated record.